AUGCACCAGAAGAACAACCAAGCAGCUCAAUCAUCCUCAGCGACGUUUCACCAUGACGGAGACGAAGACGACGACAAUACAAUGGACCCCUUUAGAGAUGGCGAUGAUGACAUUGACGACGAUGACGACCUAGAUGUAGACGACGUACAAGACGGCGGGCGUGGAUCAUGGUGGAGAAGCAUGGUUGGCAGGAAGAGCAGCGCUGAAAACGGUGACUCUGACGAAGCUGAUGAGGAUGAAGAUGAAUUUGGAGACUUUGCCAUGGCGGAAGACGACAAGGGCGGUGACUCGAAUAGGGAGCAGUUGGUUCUCAGACCCCUGGCAGUAAACCCAGCCAAGGAGAGCAGCAGAGGUCUCAGCGGCCUAUGGCCAUUUGGUUCCAGAAACGACAGCAAGUCAAAACGCGAGGAAGACGCCCAAGACGCCCAAGACGAGGUUGUGGUAUCCGGGGAUGGGAAGCAGGCUGAGGAUCAUAAAGCCAUUGAAGUCAAGGAGGCAGCAAGCAGGACUAGCAUUGAAGAACCGGACGAGGAAGAAGUUGUCAUUGGUAAAUGA
Pochonia chlamydosporia 170 is the source of this 555-nucleotide messenger RNA. Its product is annotated as SIT4 phosphatase-associated protein. The record is from RefSeq and is a predicted model, not a curated record. The transcript has a single exon. NCBI's taxonomy places the organism in Eukaryota, Fungi, Ascomycota, Sordariomycetes, Hypocreales, Clavicipitaceae. The coding region runs from base 1 to 555 and encodes 184 amino acids.